Molecule: messenger RNA, 537 nt
Organism: Fraxinus pennsylvanica
Lineage: Eukaryota; Viridiplantae; Streptophyta; Magnoliopsida; Lamiales; Oleaceae
Source: the annotation of a GenBank genome assembly
AUGAGAGAGUGCAUUUCGAUCCAUAUUGGCCAGGCCGGUAUCCAAGUCGGCAAUGCCUGUUGGGAGCUUUACUGCCUUGAACAUGGAAUUCAGCCUGAUGGGCAAAUGCCGGGAGACAAAACCGUUGGAGGCGGAGAUGAUGCCUUCAACACCUUCUUCAGUGAAACUGGUGCUGGAAAACACGUCCCGAGGGCUGUGUUUGUAGAUCUGGAGCCUACUGUGAUCGAUGAGGUUCGCACUGGAGCUUAUCGCCAACUCUUCCACCCGGAACAGCUUAUCAGCGGGAAGGAGGAUGCUGCCAAUAACUUUGCCAGAGGACACUACACCAUUGGCAAGGAAAUUGUUGAUCUGUGUCUUGACAGGAUCCGGAAGCUUGCUGAUAACUGCACUGGGCUUCAAGGGUUCUUGGUAUUCCAUGCUGUUGGUGGUGGUACCGGAUCUGGGCUUGGAUCACUGUUGCUUGAAAGGCUUUCAGUUGACUAUGGUUGUUUUUAUUGGUGGUUGCUGUGGAUCACCGUUGCUGUGGUUUGCUGUUGA